Molecule: messenger RNA, 1480 nt
Organism: Homo sapiens (human)
Lineage: Eukaryota; Metazoa; Chordata; Mammalia; Primates; Hominidae
Gene: METTL23
Product: methyltransferase 23, arginine
Exons: 5
Coding region: 714-1286 (190 amino acids)
Biological process (GO): epigenetic programming in the zygotic pronuclei; regulation of gene expression
Cellular component (GO): protein-containing complex; nucleus; female pronucleus
Molecular function (GO): histone H3R17 methyltransferase activity; protein-arginine omega-N asymmetric methyltransferase activity
Source: RefSeq, marked reviewed
ACUUCCGGUCGCGCCAGCCGCCCGUUGCCAGUUCUGCGCGUGUGAGUCUCUUUCGCCUUGCUCCGGGCUUUCUUCGCUCGCAGCGCGGCAGGGUUAUCACCAGAUCUGGGCUUUCCCCUUCUUGCCGUCAGGUGCUACGGCCACGUGGCCCGCGGCUUCCCGCUCGCGCAGUCUGGCAGCCCGGAGCCUUCCGCGGUCCCCCGCCCGCCCGGGGCCCAACGACGCCCUACUGGGCGAGCACGAUUUCCGAGGACAGGGGGUCCGGGCCCAGCGCUUUCGAUUCUCGGAGGAGCCGGGUCCGGGGGCCGACGGGGCUGUCCUGGAGGUCCACGUCCCGCAGGUGCGUGCAGCAGCACCCGCCAGGAGGCGCCUGAGGUCAGGAGCGGAUGUCGGCUGACUUGGCUGGGUUCCUGAGGGACCGGGGGUGCGGACGCUCAGCUGCGCAGCUUCCUGCUUUAGGUUGACCCCCGGAGCAAAAACGUCGGAUAUGAAGCCCUUCGGUGCAUUAAAUGUCUCUCAGUAAGAAUUUUGGAGACCCUGCCAAGAAGUGACCCUGGUCACUAUGUUGGUCAGGCUGGUCUCGAACUGUAAGCUUAAGUGAUCCUCCUGCCUCGGCCUCCCAAAGUGCUAGGAUUACAGGCAUGAGCCACUGCGCCGGGCCGGCUUUCUCCACAUCGAAUCUUUCCUGCCAGGUCCUGCAUCUCCAGUAUGGAAUGUAUGUUUGGCCCUGUGCUGUGGUCCUGGCCCAGUACCUUUGGUUUCACAGAAGAUCUCUGCCAGGCAAGGCCAUCUUAGAGAUUGGAGCUGGAGUGAGCCUUCCAGGAAUUUUGGCUGCCAAAUGUGGUGCAGAAGUAAUACUGUCAGACAGCUCAGAACUGCCUCACUGUCUGGAAGUCUGUCGGCAAAGCUGCCAAAUGAAUAACCUGCCACAUCUGCAGGUGGUAGGACUAACAUGGGGUCAUAUAUCUUGGGAUCUUCUGGCUCUACCACCACAAGAUAUUAUCCUUGCAUCUGAUGUGUUCUUUGAACCAGAAGAUUUUGAAGACAUUUUGGCUACAAUAUAUUUUUUGAUGCACAAGAAUCCCAAGGUCCAAUUGUGGUCUACUUAUCAAGUUAGGAGUGCUGACUGGUCACUUGAAGCUUUACUCUACAAAUGGGAUAUGAAAUGUGUCCACAUUCCUCUUGAGUCUUUUGAUGCAGACAAAGAAGAUAUAGCAGAAUCUACCCUUCCAGGAAGACAUACAGUUGAAAUGCUGGUCAUUUCCUUUGCAAAGGACAGUCUCUGAAUUAUACCUACAACCUGUUCUGGGACAGUAUCAAUACUGAUGAGCAACCUGGCACACAAACUAUGAGCAGACCACUUCAGCUUGAGAAUGCAGUGGGUCUGAAGAUGGUCAAGUCUGUUUGCCUUAGAUUUUGAUGUCACCUAGACAACACUUAAACUCAUAUGAAACAAAAAUUAAAAUACGUAUUACAAGUA